AUGAAGACCGAUUUUAAGUUUUCCAAUUUGCUCGGCACGGUGUACUGCCAGGGCAACCUGCUCUUCAGCCCAGAUGGCACCCAUUUGUUCUCGCCCGUGGGGAACAGGGUUACUGUCUUCGACCUGGUGAACAACAAGUCACAUACUCUUCCCUUCGCGCACCGGAAAAAUAUCUCGCGAAUCGGUCUCACUCCUCGAGGAAACCUGCUACUGUCCAUUGACGAAGAUGGCCAGGCUAUUCUGACCAACGUCCUCCGCCGAAUCCCCAUUUACCGAUUUUCGUUCCGCUCUUCUGUCACCGCCCUCUCCUUCUCGCCUUCCGGACGCCAUUUCGUUGUUGGUUUGGGCCGCAAGAUCGAAGUCUGGCAUGUGCCGUCCACACCAGAUGCGAAUGCCGAAGGAGAACUCGAGUUCGCGCCGUUUGUGAAGCACCACACCCACACACAACACUUUGACGAAGUGCGCAGCAUCGAGUGGUCCAGCGACUCGCGAUUCUUCCUUAGUACCUCCAAGGAUUUGACCGCAAGAAUAUGGAGUCUGGAUCGUGAGGAGGGGUUCGUGCCGACGGUACUUUCGGGACACAAGCAGGCUGUGGUGGGGGCAUGGUUCUCGGAGGACCAGGAAACCAUUUACACCGUCAGCAAGGACGGCGCUGUGUUCGACUGGAAGUACGUUGGAAAGCCGGUUCAGGAUGAAGACGAGAUGGUGGACGAGGACGAGGACGACAUGCGCUGGAGAAUUGUCGACAGACACUACUUCAUGCAGAACAGUGCGCAUGUCCGAUGCGCAACCUUUCACCCCGAGUCCAACCUUCUUGUCGCCGGUUUCUCCAACGGAACUUUCGGUCUGUACGAGCUGCCCGACUUCAACAUGAUCCACACUCUCAACAUUUCUCAAAACGAGAUCGACUUUGUGACGAUCAACAAGAGCGGAGAGUGGUUAGCCUUUGGCGCAUCAAAGUUGGGGCAACUCCUGGUGUGGGAAUGGCAAUCCGAGUCGUAUAUCCUGAAGCAGCAGGGCCACUUUGACUCCAUGAACAACUUGGUCUACUCCCCCGAUGGACAGCGCAUCGUCACCAUUGCCGAUGACGGCAAGAUUAAGGUUUGGGAUACCGAAUCUGGUUUCUGCAUCGUCACCUUCACGGAGCACACAAGUGGUGUCACGGCCUGCGAGUUCUCAAAGAAGGGCAACGUACUAUUCACAUCCAGUCUUGACGGCUCCGUAAGAGCUUGGGAUCUCAUCAGAUACAGAAACUUCCGCACAUUCACAGCGCCGACAAGGCUGUCAUGGUCAUGUAUGGCCGUUGACCCUAGCGGCGAGGUCGUCGCGGCUGGAUCUCUGGACUCUUUCGAUAUUCAUAUCUGGUCCGUUCAGACGGGACAGCUUCUGGACCAGCUCACCGGUCACGAGGGUCCCGUGUCGGCCCUAGCCUUCACACCAAACGGCAACUCCCUUGUCAGUGGUAGCUGGGACCGCACCGCAAGAAUUUGGUCCAUCUUCAACAGGACACAAACGAGCGAGCCUUUGCAGCUGCAGGCCGAUAUCCUCGAUAUCGCUGUGCGCCCUGACUCUUUACAACUGGCGAUUUCAACGUUGGAUGGUCAGCUGUCUUUCUGGUCCAUCAUGGAUGCUGAGCAGGUGUCUGGACUGGACGGCCGUCGUGACGUUUCCGGUGGACGCAAGCUCACUGAUCGGAGGACGGCCGCCAACGUGGCGGGCACAAAGAGCUUCAACACCAUUCAGUACAGCACUGACGGAAGCUGCUUGCUUGCCGGUGGCAACAGCAAGUACAUCUGCCUGUACUCUGUUCAUACUAUGGUUCUUUUGAAGAAGUACACAGUCAGCGUCAACCUGUCUCUGUCCGGAACGCAAGAGUUCCUCAACAGCAAGCUCCUUACCGAGGCCGGCCCCGGCGGUCUGAUCGAUGAUCAGGGCGAGGCCUCGGACCCCGAGGACAGGAGAGACGACUCCCUGCCGGGCUCCAAGCGCGGCGACCCUUCUGCGAGGAAGAGGAUGCCAGAGGUCCGCGUCUCGGGCGUUGCAUUCACACCUACCGGCACGGCCUUCUGCGCUGCCACAACAGAGGGCCUGCUCAUCUACAGCCUCGACAACCUCAUGCAGUUCGACCCCUUUGACCUCAACAUGGAAAUCACCCCCGCAUCCACGCUCGCCGUCCUGGAGAACGAAAAGGACUACCUCAAAGCCCUGGUCAUGGCCUUCCGCCUCAACGAGGCCGGCCUCAUCAAGCGCGUCUUCCUCUCAAUACCGCACACGGACAUUGCUCUGGUCGUCCAGGAUAUGCCCAUCGUCUACGUUCCGAGGUUACUGCGCUUCGUCGCGGCCCAGACGGAGGAGACGCCGCAUAUUGAGUUCUGCCUGCUCUGGGUCAAGGCGCUGGUGGACAAGCACGGCGCCUGGCUCACGCAGCACAGGGGCAAGGUGGACGUCGAGCUGAGAAUCGUGGCCAGGGCCGUCUCGAGGAUGCGCGACGAGAUCAGGAGGCUCGCGGACGAUAAUGUGUACAUGGUGGACUAUCUGUUGGGCCAGGCCAGCAACGAAAAGGAGACGACCGGUGUAAAAAUGCUAGAUUUGGCCGCGUUCGACGCCCCCGCCAAGACUUUGGCGAUUGGCGAUGCGGAUGAGGGCCAGAGCGAUUCCGACGGAGAUGAGUGGAUUGGGCUAGAAUAA
Messenger RNA from Colletotrichum abscissum, 2688 nucleotides. Its product is annotated as periodic tryptophan protein 2. The record is from RefSeq and is a predicted model, not a curated record. Gene Ontology annotation, molecular function: protein binding. NCBI's taxonomy places the organism in Eukaryota, Fungi, Ascomycota, Sordariomycetes, Glomerellales, Glomerellaceae. Gene Ontology annotation, biological process: ribosomal small subunit assembly; maturation of SSU-rRNA from tricistronic rRNA transcript (SSU-rRNA, 5.8S rRNA, LSU-rRNA). Gene Ontology annotation, cellular component: Pwp2p-containing subcomplex of 90S preribosome; small-subunit processome. The coding region runs from base 1 to 2688 and encodes 895 amino acids. The transcript has 3 exons.